Phytophthora infestans T30-4 is the source of this 279-nucleotide messenger RNA. RefSeq lists its product as uncharacterized. The coding region runs from base 1 to 279 and encodes 92 amino acids. The transcript has 3 exons. The record is from RefSeq and is a predicted model, not a curated record. Lineage: Eukaryota; Oomycota; Peronosporomycetes; Peronosporales; Peronosporaceae.
AUGGCCAUCGUGGCGUGUGGGUGCCGUGGGCAUUCGCCGCCGGAUACUGUACAGCGGCGCCGCAAAUUUGACCCGCACAUAGACAGCCCUGCACGGCGGAAGUCUAUGGAGGACCAUUCAGACAUGAUCACCAUGCUCGCUGCGUCACAGGCUGUGACUCACAGCGCCAAUCUCGCCAGCAAGGCUCGCUGGCGACGGCAGCUGAGGUCGGAAGAAGAGGCUCCUUCAAAGUCUCAUUUUGAGACCGCGUAUUGUGCGGCGCGCAAGUCGAACGGCUAG